This is a messenger RNA of Phyllostomus discolor (pale spear-nosed bat), 1159 nucleotides long. RefSeq names its product sideroflexin 4 (gene SFXN4). The transcript has 15 exons. NCBI's taxonomy places the organism in Eukaryota, Metazoa, Chordata, Mammalia, Chiroptera, Phyllostomidae. The record is from RefSeq and is a predicted model, not a curated record. Gene Ontology annotation, cellular component: mitochondrial inner membrane. Gene Ontology annotation, molecular function: monoatomic ion transmembrane transporter activity. The coding region runs from base 136 to 1077 and encodes 313 amino acids. Gene Ontology annotation, biological process: mitochondrial transmembrane transport; monoatomic ion transport.
GGCUCCUCCUCCGCGCCCGGCCUGGCGGCGGCGGCGGCCUCUCCAGCCACCACGUAGGUUCCCAGGAAGAGAAGCCGGAGGAGGAACCCCGGGGGCACACGGCUCCGGGGGGGGCGCAGCAGCACCGCCGGCCGCAUGGAGCCCAACGUGCGCUUCUGGAUCACGGAACGCCAAUCUUUUAUUCAGAGACUUCGUCAGUGGACAGAGUUAUUGGAGCCUACCAAUUUGUUCAUUUCAGUUGCAAAAAUAGAGAAAUUGAGGCAACUAUUGUUAACAAAUGAAGAGGCAUCUGUUCAUGACUUGGGGGACCAGCGGAUGCGCGAAGCUUGGAGGAGAAGUCUGGCCACAGUGCAUCCUGACAGCAGCAAACUGAUCCCCGUUCCUUUCCGACCUGCAGCUCUCCUGCUUUUCACGACGCCCAUGGUAUUUUUGUCCAUGGUGCCGGGGAAAAGCCUGAAGUCCAUGAUUUUACCUCAGCUGUCUUUCUGGAGCUACAGCGCAGCAUUCAACAUCACCAACGGGAACGCGAGUUACCAUCGUCACCCAUAUGAGAGUGUAUUACUAGGGGCAGGAGCGGUUGCUUCUACGACCUUUUUUGCAUUAUUCCCUCAUUUAUUCCUCAUAAAGUAUGAGCUGAAAAGCACUUUGCUAAGAAGAACCUUGCCUGUCGUCAUUCUCGCCCACGUCAGUGCAAUGAAUGUUCUUGCGUCCCGAAGUUUGGAGACCACGCGAGGGAUUGAGGUCAUGAACAAGGAAGGCCAGGUCAUAGGUUAUUCCAGAAGAGCGGGGGCAAAGGCCGUGAGAGAUACAGCCACAUCCAGAGCCGUGCUGUUUGGCACCUCCGCUUUGAUUCCUGAAGUCUUCGCAAACUUUUAUAAACGGACCCCAUUGUUCAGGCGGUACCCGCAGUCCUUGUGGACCUUGAAGCUGUCUUGCACUGUCUUGGUCAUGGGGCUGAUGGCGCCUGUUUCUUUUAGCAUGUUCCCCAAUAUCGAACGGAUACAGUGCAGUAAACUGGAAGAGGAAAUCCAGUCUGCAACGGAAGACACAGAACUCUUCUAUAACAGGGGGGUGUAGGGGUGAGUUCAGUAUUUUACACAGUUAAUGGACAAUCACGGUCACAGAGCUCUGCAUCAGUCCUCAGCGAUACACCCAGACA